Cloeon dipterum is the source of this 1236-nucleotide messenger RNA. RefSeq lists its product as uncharacterized. The coding region runs from base 638 to 985 and encodes 115 amino acids. The record is from RefSeq and is a predicted model, not a curated record. Lineage: Eukaryota; Metazoa; Arthropoda; Insecta; Ephemeroptera; Baetidae. The transcript has 3 exons.
ACUCGCGAUACGAGAUAAACUAAACGAGGCCGCGAUAAAAAACAAAAGCCAACAGUAGCGCUUGAGCCCGGCUGCCAGGUACCAUGGACGAAUUGACCGUGUCCUGGCUUGUCAUCGGUUUCGUCCUGGUUGUAUUCGCCUUCACGAUUAUGAUGUUGAUGCGGUGCUAUCAUUGGCUCCCAGAAGAAUACAUCUACAUGUCAACCUCCGAAAAGUGCCAAUUCUUGACGCAGCAGAUGCGGCAGUGCUGCUCAGGCUCGCGGCGACGAGAGGCAGACAGCGAGUACUUUGACGAUGGCAGUGUCAGCACCGUGUCCUCGGUUAGGUCGAGCGAGCGCGUGUCCGCCGCGCCCCCGCGGUACGACGAGGUCGUGGACGAAGAGUCACCACCGCCGCCAUACACGCCGCCCUUCAUAAUCAGCCCGCCGAGCUACAGUGAAGUAGCCGCGGCCGCCGGACGACCGACUUAACACGCCACGAAAACAGCAAUAAAAUUCAGUUAUCUACAGGAUUAUACGGCCGGGCUAAUAAUCCCAACCAGGCAUUAAAUUGGCAACAAUAAACGAGAUAGCGCCCACUUUCAAAAGGGCCUUGUUUUUCCUGUCAGAGACUGAUCCGAAGAGGCGAAUGAAGCACAAUGAGCAGCGCAGAAGUAUUUACAACCGUGUCGAUAGUGGUUGUGGCGGCGCUCCUCGUCUUCCUCUUCCUACUGACGAUGUUCCUUCUAUGCAGAUUGCGCAUUCCGGCGCCGCCGUCGGCGCAAACUCGCGUCCCAAACAGCAUGAUCUCAGCAAUGGCGGUCGCGCUGGUGGAGCGGACGCGCCGGUCCAUCCGCAGACAAGCGCCGCCAACCUACACCGAGGCCAUGACCCCUACCGAGCAAAUUCCUCAGGACCCCCCGCCGUACAGCGAGGCCAUCAAGCAGGUGGCGUCGACGUCGGAGCCGCCGCCCUACUUUCUGUCAACGCCGGAGAAUCACAUUUGAAUCGUUUUAUAUGUGGCAAGCCGCGCAAUUGUUGGCUUUUCAGAUAAAAAUGCGAGCUUCAUGAUGACUCGUACCCAGUGAUAAGACGAGCUGUGUGUUUAUUUUUGACGAGAUGACUCUAAUAAAGAUAUAUAAUAGUGCCUGGCCGUGGAAGACGGUGAUCCGUUGUUGAAUUCGUGACGAAAGACAAUGCGCAAUUCUAAUUGUGAGAGUGAGGACUAACAAACAAUAAAAAAUUUAAAGACCCAAUA